AUGGACUUAUAUCAGAGCCCGGCGCCCACCCUCCUGACCUGGUGGCCGUUCGCUACACCUCUCACUUCCCGCUUCACCCGCUUGUCUGAUCUUUCAUUAUCACACCUUCGCUCUGGCACGUGCUCUUGGUUACAAUCAAUUCCCGUCCAUUGUGGUCCCGUCUCCGACAAAAAAGGAAGAUUGCUCUGCUCACGUGUGCCUGAGCCUUGUUUGGUCGAUUUCCUGCAUACCGCCCUUCGUUAUCCAACUAAGAGUCAACAAGACAUAAUGAAGUCGUCUUUGGUGGCCUUCAUCGGUCUCGCCGCCACCGCCAACGCGGCUGCUGAAAAGAAGCCUGACAGCCCUCCCCCUGCUGGAUGCAGCACGUCUUACGAUGGCAAAUUCCAAGUCUCCAUUUACUCCCUGGGAGAUGCGAAGCGUGAUCUCCAGAAGCGCGCUUGCGGCGGUGAAGGCACUCUGAUAAUGACGCUGCACGACGGUGUUUUGAAGGACGCCAAGGACCGAACUGGCUCCAUCGUCGCCAACUACCAGUUCCAGUUUGACGGUCCUCCUCAGGACAAUGCGAUAUACACUGCUGGUUUCUCUGUCUGCAACAAUGGCUCUCUUGCCCUCGGUGGUUCCACUGUCUUCCAGAGAUGCCUCUCUGGGAGCUUCUACAACUUGUACGACCGCAACUGGGCCGCUCAAUGCCAGCCCAUUGAGAUGGUGGUGACGUCUUGCGACGCUGGCAACAACCCUCCUUCGGGCGGCAGUGGCGGCAAACCCGUCGGCACGAGCAUGGUUCCGACCGCCAUCGUGACUGUCCUCCCGGAUGGGCAGCCUCAGGUCCACAGCACCGUUGUUCCUGUUCCCAUGUGUCAGAUUGGAGAUGGUCAGGUCCAAGCCCACACUACGCCUUGUGCUGCCGUCCCUCCCGUCAGUCAGAUCUCGGAUGGCCAGCCUCAGGCUCCAAAGGGUGCCCCUGCACUCUCUCAAAUCUCGGACGGCCAGAUCCAGGCUCCCACGGCCCGGCCUCCUCCCGUUUCCCAGAUUGCAGACGGCCAACCCCAGGCUCCUACCAAGGCGGCUGCUCCGGCACCACCAGUCAGCCAAAUCUCGGACGGCCAGCCGCAAGCUCCCAAGAAGACUGAUGUCCAGCCGCCACCUGUCAGCCAAAUCUCCGAUGGCCAGCCGCAAGCUCCCAAGGAGACGGAUACUCAAAGCUUUACCACGAGCACCGUGGAGAGCCAUACCACUGCCGCUGAAAGCCAGAAACCCACACCCACCGCUGCCGCGCACAAGAUUCUGCCUGGUCUUGCCACUGCUGCUAUUGCGGUCAUUGGUCUUGCCAUGCUGUAA
Molecule: messenger RNA, 1338 nt
Organism: Ustilaginoidea virens
Lineage: Eukaryota; Fungi; Ascomycota; Sordariomycetes; Hypocreales; Clavicipitaceae
Exons: 4
Coding region: 1-1338 (445 amino acids)
Biological process (GO): fungal-type cell wall organization
Cellular component (GO): fungal-type cell wall
Molecular function (GO): structural constituent of cell wall
Source: RefSeq, a predicted model, not a curated record